AUGACGAGCAAGUCACUAAGGGUCCUGGUUUCCUUGUUCUGCCUUGCCUGCAUGGCGAGCAGUGUGGUCAAAGCGGAGGAUGUGUUGGCAGAGGUGGACGCGCAGCUUCGCUCAGCUCUCGAGCAAUACUCCAACUCAAAGAAGCAGAUUGCUAUCACCUUCUCAAACAGCGGAUACUUGAACUACUGCAUGAACUGGCUGCAUCAUGUAAGGAGUGUCGGGGUGGACAACUAUGUCAUCUUCGCCCUUGAUGCCGAGGCGUACUCGUCCCUCAAGGGCGAGGCAAACGUCUUCUAUGAUCCCAGGUUGGAUGAAGGGAAGAUAGACAAGAGGGCCACCGACUUCGGGUCUGAUCCCUUCAAGAAGAUCGUUCAUCUCAAACCCACGCUGACGUUGCGCGUGCUCGAGCUCGGUUUCCAUCUCCUCCUCAGCGACGCGGAUGUUGUUUGGUUCAAAGAUCCCUUCUCCGUGCCGGAGGUUGUCGGCAGCCACCUGAACCUGAUGUCUGAUGCUCACUUCGACUACGCCAUGGGAAACACUCCCUACUUCGUCAACAGCGGUUUCGCAUACAUGUCCCCGCACCCGACCACGAUCGCGUUCAUGAGGGAAGUAGUCCGCCUCCUUGCGUCUCGUCCCGACAAGAUGGAUCAGGAUGCCUACAACACGGCUAUCUCCAACUGGGAGCGGAGGACCGCUGAGUCCUUGACUUUCAGUAUCAUGGACCCUGCGAGGGUUUCGAAUGGCUGGGUCUAUUUUAUGCGAAUGCUGGGGCAGAGGAGCGGCGCUGACUUGGUUGCCGUUCACAACAACUGGGCCGAUGGGCAGGGCGACGGCAACACACACGUUCAGAAAGUUCACAGGUUCAGGGAGCACCUCCUAUGGAUGUCUGAUCCAGACGAGAGGUAUGCCAAGAGAAGGCUCUACCUGACGUACGAGCCGCUGGAAGGGACGGUGAACGUGUGGGAGGAGGUAGACAGACUGAAGGAAGCACUGUCCAUAGCGAGGGUCAUGGGACGAGCCCUGAUCCUACCUCGCAUGUACUGCGGAGGAGAGGACAUCGUGCUGGCAGACAUCGACCAGGACAUGUACAGGUGCACCGUUGACUCGUUCCUGGACGUGCAGGCGCUAGAGAGCGGCUUUCCUGAUGGUGUCUUCGAGAGCUCAUUUCCCGAGAACGACCGGGUGCCGCUGGAGAACAUCAGGCCGUCGGCCAUGCUGUACAUGAUGAACGCAAGUGAGGCCAAGGAGCGGACGGGUUCUUACGCUGACGCGAUCAUCCUUACGAUCAAGGGAGCUGGGGGGCAGGUGGACGAAGACGAACUAAUGUACCUCCGAGACAAAGUCAAUCAGAUCCCGCUGCUCACUAUCAAGGAAUUCUCGCACAAGUUUGGAGGGUAUGAGCAUCCUGUGAACCAGCUGUACCUUGAGAAGGCGCUGCGAAAGGGAGUGCGAGAGAAUCAUUACGUCAGAGAAGCUGCGAACAGGAUAAACAUCAAACAUGUCGCUUCCCAGUGCGUUGCCCUGCACGUGCCCAGCUGGUGUUUGGAGGAAAGAGACGAUUGUCUUUCUCGCCUUCCCCUUCUGUUCAGCAAGGGCCCUGCUGCGAAACUGAACAAGAACUGCGUGUUUGUCGUCUGGCUGCACAAGAAGCGAACCAAGCAGCAUGUCGAGCCGAUCGUCUCAACUCUGAGCGCUGUCUUCAAGAGAGUCUGGAUGGUCGCCGAAGAUUACCUAGAGUUCCCCCUGUCUGACUUGUGGAGGAUGGGUGAUCACUACAUGGUGGUAUGGAUUCAGCAGCACCUCGUCCUCAAGCUUGCUCGCUACGUCUACCUGGUCAGGAGGCAAGGUGACCUGCAUCGUUUCGAUCAGGAGGUGAAAAGAGCUCUGGGAGAGGACAGGGGACAGGGAUCGAUCGAGAUCGAUCUGAGCAGCAAAGAUCCACUCCUCCUCCCUCCUCCUCCCUCCUCUUGCCCCUCGCCCAAGUAUGGAGACAACAGAAUGCUCAAGGACGUCGGUCACGAGCUCCAGCAGCAGUUCCGACGCCUCCGCUUGUCCUCUGUCUGCUUCGAGGAGGCGACUAGGAUGACUCCAGCUGACGUCGAGGCCUGGCAGUGGCUGGCAGCUGCGUACCUGUCGGACGAGCAGCUGGACAAGGCGGCCAAGGCCUACGAACGAGCCAACGAGCUCCGUCCGAACGCUGCAAUCCUGAUCAAUAUGGGCGUUGCUCUGCAGCGGCAGGGGAAGCACGAAGAGGCGGAGGAGGUGGUGGUGAAGGAGGACGUGGUGGAAGAGGAGGAGGUUGAGAUUGAGGCGUAUGCCCUGCAGGACCUCGGGAGGCUGGGAGAGGCGCGGGACUCCUUCACCGAGUGCAUCCGAGUCAAACCUGACUUUGCGCGAGCGUACGCGGGGCUGGGCUCCGUCCUGUCAAACAUGGGGGACCUGCAGAAGUCGGUGGAGAACUUCGAGCAAGCUGUCCAGCACGCCCGAGGGCAGUUUGCAGCAGAGCAGGAGGUCUACAAGAAAAUGAUCAGCGAGCUUGGGGAGGUAGCCCUUGCCUACUCCUACUGGGCCACCUCGAUCCUGGCGGCCUAUCAGGUUUCCAUCGGCCAUCGCUCUUACGGGAAAGUGCCGGAGGAUCAAAUCUACAUCGAGCAAGCGACCAAGUUGUUCGAAAAGUCCAUAGAGGUUGAUCCGCAAUGCGGCAUGUGCCAUGGGCAGUUCGGAGACAUGUACAAGGACGCACACAAGAUAACCAAGUCGAUCGAGCAUUACACUCUCAGCGCACUCUACCUCCCGCAUGUCCCAACCAUCUUCUGUAAUCUCGUCUACACCAAACUCUUUGCGUGCGAUUGGCAGAACUACCACGCUGAGUUCGACAGGCUGGUGAAGAUGGUACAAGAGGAGACUGACCCCCGUCGGCCCAUCCCCCGCCACCUUUGCGUUCAGCCCCUGCAGGCCGUCCUCUACCGUCCUCUCUCCGCUGAGCUCAUGAAGCAAGUCGCGAUCACUUACACCAACAAGGUCCUCAGCGAGGAGGGUACUAUCCAACCCAUUCCGAUCCCUUCCUCCGUCUUCAUUCCCGCUGCCGAUGGGAGGCUGCGAGUGGGCUACCUUUCCGCCGACUUCAAGGACCACCCAGUCGCCAAGAGGAUGCAGGACGUGUACGGGCUGCACGACAGGAGGAGGACGAGGGUAACUUGCUACUGCCUGAAUGCCAACGACGGCAGCAAGUGGAGGAACAAGAUCGAGUCCUCAGUGGAGCGAUUCGUCGACUUGCACGUGGUACUCGCUCAGGAGGGGACGGCGGGAGUAGCGUCGAGGAUCGCGAGAGACGAAGUGGACGUGCUGAUCAACCUUGCUGGGCACACGAGAGGAAACGACGCAGUGACGGUGGUCAUGGCGAGAAGGCCAGCUCCUGUCCAGCUGAUGCACGAGGGUUACGCGGGGACCAUGGGGGGAGCGGAGCAUACUGCACACAUGACGGACAGGAUCAGCUCACCGCCCGAGUACGAGGGGCACUACGUGGAGAAGCUGCUGUACAUGCCUGACUGCUUCUUCGUCAACGACCACAGGCAGACCUAUGCUUCGCUGAGAGAUGACGUGGCAGUGGAGGGGGUAGAGAAGGCAAGGAGGCUAGCGUACGGAUCGCUGCCCCCGGACAUCCCCUUCCUCUUCGGCGCCUUCAACCAGCUCCACAAGAUCGAGCCGGACAUCUGGGAUACCUGGAUGGAGGCGAUGCGGAACGCGCCAUGGGCGCACCUGUGGCUGAUCAAGAUCCACUCGAGGGACGCAGAGCUGAACCUCAAGGCGAGGGCGAGGCAGCUGGGAGUGGAGGAAGAGCGAGUGCAUGUGGUGCAGGGGUACAACGAGGAGGAGCAUCUGUACGUCAAGGCUGCUGCUGACCUGUUCCUCGACACUCCCUCCUACAACGCACACUCCACGGGCUGCGACGUCCUCUGGUCGGGGACCCCCUUGCUCACUAUCCCCGGAGACAAGAUGGGGUCUCGAGUGGCAGCGUCCUUGAACAGGGCGAUAGGGUGCGAGGAAACUACCGUGAGGACAGAGGACGAGUACGCGGAGCUGGCAGUAGCGCUGGCCAAGGGGAAGAAGGGGCUGAGGAGGAGGAAGGAGUGCGUGAGAGCAGGAAAGCGCCUUGCUCCUCUCUUCGAUACCGGACUUUGGGUCAGGAACCAGGAGCGUGCGCUGAGAAUGGCGGCUGAAGUUUCUUUCGCACAUCCGCAUGGCUCGAGUGGAGUGCCAGGAGACAGGAAGUUCCAUAUCGUCGUCAGCAAGAGGGAGUGA
Molecule: messenger RNA, 4302 nt
Organism: Guillardia theta CCMP2712
Lineage: Eukaryota; Cryptophyceae; Pyrenomonadales; Geminigeraceae
Product: UDP-N-acetylglucosamine-peptide N-acetylglucosaminyltransferase
Exons: 10
Coding region: 1-4302 (1433 amino acids)
Biological process (GO): protein O-linked glycosylation
Molecular function (GO): protein N-acetylglucosaminyltransferase activity; protein binding
Source: RefSeq, a predicted model, not a curated record